AUGGCCACUUCCCAGCAGUCUCAUCUUGAGGCGCUCGCGUCUACAUCUGCACCCAAAGUAGAUGAAGUUGCCCUAUGUCAGCAUCUGGAGUUGAGAGCGGUACCGAAAUUCCAUACCGACACACCAGAGACUGAUCCCGCGGGAAUCUACGGAAGCCUAAUCCCGGCUGAGAAAAGAUUGGUACGGAAGUUGGACUGGAUCAUCUUGCCAGUCCUUUGGAUUAUGGUUGGUACACUUUACCUCGAUCGAAACGCCAUUACCGUAGCUCGUUUAGAUGGCAUCGAAGAGGAGCUUAGUUUGACCUCGACUGAAUACCAGACCUGUGUAUCCAUACUCUUUGUUGAAUAUAUCCUAGGACAAAUUCCGAGUAACAUGUUGAUAACCCGAGUCAGGCCCUCACGGUUCAUGGCUUCGACUAUGGCCCUUUGGUCAAUAGUCAGCACCGCGACAGGUGUGACGAAAGACUUUAAGGGCCUACUUUUGACUCGAUUCUUCCUUGGCAUCACGGAAGCGCCGUUCUACCCCGGCGCUCUGUAUCUGCUAGGAAUCUUCUACGCCAGAAAGGAGAUUGCAACACGAAUCUCCAUACUCUUCACGGCUAAUAUAUGUGGCACUGCUUUUGCUGGUCUCAUAGCCAUAGGAGUCUUCCAAAUGGACCAGGUGGCUGGCCUAAGCGGAUGGCGAUGGUUAUUCAUACUUCAAGGUAUCAUCAGCUUUAUCGUUUCGGUUUCAUCGGCCUUUCUGUUGCCUGACCAGCCUCUCGACACUCGCUGGCUCAGUGAAGAGGAGAGAAAGCUGGCGCAGUCCCGAGUUGCAGCUGAUACAGUCCAACUUCAAGCGAAUACCAGCACUUGGGUCGGUCUUUCUGAAGCCAUUCGGGAUCCACGUCUUUGGGUUCUGGUGACUAUGCAGCAUUUGCAUCUCAUCGAAACGCUGGGUUUCGGCCGAAACGUUACGCUGGCCUUAACAUGCCCUCCCUACAUCAUCUCCGGUAUUGCAACCAUAGCAUGGGCUGCGAGCUCAGUACUGCCUUCAUCGAACAGUGAUCGUAUACUAGAUUGUUGA
Messenger RNA from Colletotrichum scovillei, 1065 nucleotides. RefSeq lists its product as uncharacterized. The record is from RefSeq and is a predicted model, not a curated record. Gene Ontology annotation, molecular function: transmembrane transporter activity. The transcript has 5 exons. Gene Ontology annotation, biological process: transmembrane transport. NCBI's taxonomy places the organism in Eukaryota, Fungi, Ascomycota, Sordariomycetes, Glomerellales, Glomerellaceae. Gene Ontology annotation, cellular component: membrane. The coding region runs from base 1 to 1065 and encodes 354 amino acids.